Molecule: messenger RNA, 7254 nt
Organism: Nomia melanderi (Alkali bee)
Lineage: Eukaryota; Metazoa; Arthropoda; Insecta; Hymenoptera; Halictidae
Product: something that sticks like glue
Biological process (GO): mRNA processing; protein ubiquitination; ubiquitin-dependent protein catabolic process
Cellular component (GO): nucleus
Molecular function (GO): ubiquitin protein ligase activity; zinc ion binding; nucleic acid binding
Source: RefSeq, a predicted model, not a curated record
GCCCUAUUGAUUGUGCCAUCUAUAAAUUCAAUGUCCGAACGUCUCUGCUACACUCACGGUUGAAUUAUAUAGUCAAUUGGUGUUUUUCAGAUUUGCGAUUGCAGUGUUUUGUUCGUAGUGUCUCGGUUUUAUCGGAAUCGUUACACGCGCGUGUGUACAGGUUAGAUAUCUGAUGAUUUUCAGAUUCCCGAGAGAUAUCACAGAAAAUUUAUUAGACCCCGCAACAUGUCAGAAGUCGGGGAUCAUGUUUGUAUGUUCUCCAUGAAAAUACGUUUGUCGCUUGCACGAUUUGAAUUUACUCAUUUUGUAGUGAGUACUUGUUAAUAGGAUAAGUAAAUAACAAAAUGUCAGUACAUUAUAAAUUUAAGUCCACUUUGGACUAUGAUACUGUGUCCUUUGAUGGACUGCACAUUUCUGUAGCUGACUUAAAGAAAGCUAUUUUCCAUCAGAAACGUAUAGGAAAGAAUACCGAUUUUGAUUUGCAAAUAACAAAUGCGCAGACAAAAGAAGAUUAUACAGAUGAUAAUGCUUUGAUCGCGAAGAAUACUAGCCUUAUUGUUGCCAGAGUUCCAUUAACAGUACAACAGAAACGAUCUUGGGAUAGAAAUGAAACCCCAUCGUUUAGUAAUUUAAAAGAUGAAGCGAAUCUUGGUCGAGCUGUGGACCUGACAAGACUUGAUGGCUCCGAAGAGGAUAAAAUUCGAGCAAUGAUGACACAAUCAACACAAGAUUAUGAUCCAUCAAAUUACAUGAAGAUACGUGGAGCCAAUCAAACUGGUGAUGUACCUGCAAAUUAUCGCUGUUACAAAUGCCAUCAACCCGGUCACUGGAUAAAAAAUUGUCCACUCGGAACAAACCAAGAGCCCAUAGAAAUUAAGAAAAGCACAGGCAUUCCUAGAAGUUUUAUGGUUCCAGUAGAAGGACCAAGAGUUCCUGGUGCUAUGAUGACUCCUACAGGCCAAUAUGCUGUUCCAGCCAUUGAUCAUCAAGCGUACAAAGAAGGUAAAAAAGAACGGCCACCAUUUUCACAAGAUCCAGAGCCUGCUGUGGAAAAACCAGAAAUUCCAGAAGACUUGUUGUGCAACAUUUGCAAAGAUCUUUUGACUGAUGCAGUAAUGAUACCAUGCUGUGGGAAUUCAUUUUGCGACGAAUGUAUCCGUACAUUCUUAUUAGAAUCCGAAGAACACGAAUGUCCAGAUUGCAACGAAAAAGAUGUUUCACCGGAAACUCUUAUACCGAAUCGCUUUUUACGAAAUGCGGUAAUGAAUUUUAAGAAUGAGACAGGGUAUGCUAAGAGACAGACAUAUAGGCAGCCGACACAAAUAAAUAGACAAGUAGAUCAACAAAAACCUGAUCAGAAUACCAGUCAAACGUUAAAUCAAAGCAAACCCGCUCAAGCUCCAGUUGCAGUUAGUGCAACUUCUCAAGAAAAUACAGAAUCACAAACAUCAAAUUUUGAGUCUGCUCCUCAGCAAUUUCCAGUAAACACUGCACAACCACAAACAGCAACUCUUCCUGAAUCAACAUCAGAAUCUGAUUUGCAAAGUGAUUCUGUAACAAAGUUGACUACAGACGAAGAAACUGAGGUACCACCACCUCCUGGAACAGAGCCAUUGCUUCCAAUUCCUGCUAUUGGUAGUUCUCCAGAAAGGGAUAGAGAAAGAAGUGAUCCUCCAAGCCGAGAAAAGAAAGAUCGUGAGAAUGAAUACUUGGGAGAAAGGCAACCAAGAGAACGUAGACGAAGUUUCAGCAGAGAUGGUCAUCGUGACAGAAGUGGAGAACGUGGUCGUAGAAUGGAAAAUUUGCGACCAUUAAGUAGAAGACGAUCCUUGUCUCCUAGACAUUCUCAACAUAGUGAUUAUAGUUCUCAAGGAGCACCAUUGUCGCACUUAAUGAACCCACCUCCAUCAAAAGGUUAUCAAGGACUACCACCAGAUGAUGGACACUAUCCUCCUAGUAUGCAUUAUGAUAGUGCUAUACGUAGAUCAACUGAAGAUCGACCAGGCACUCCAACAGUUGACGAACCACACUUACAUGUACCUUCUUCUGGCAAUCAGCCACCUCUUUUACCGUUUCCACCAGGAGAAGAUCGUAUUCCACAACCUAGUUAUAACCAACCUCCACCUAAUGUACCACCACAUAAUGCACCUUUAUUGCCAGAUCCAUAUAUGAGUCAUCGGAUACCUAUGUACCCACAUCAACAAGGAUCUCACUAUGGACCACCUCGAUAUGAAAGACCUCCAUAUCAACAACAAGGUUACAGACCGUCGCAACCACCUAGAAACUAUAAUGGACCACCACGGCCAAUUAGAGGCAUGCACCAUAUUAGUUACCGAGGAUUACAGCCGCCGCCACCAGGUUUAAGUAGAAAUAUACACAAUGGCAAUCCACCUGGUAUAAUCGACGAUCCUUUGGAAGCUUUCGAGCGAAUGUUGAGGGAGAAAGAUGAACGAGAUAGGAGGCUUGGCAAACAUAGAAGAAGAAGCAGAACAAGAUCAAGAUCUCGCAGUUACAGUAGAUCUAGAUCGCGUUCAUUCGGCCGUAGAUCACCAUUCCCGGCUCGCUUAAGUCGAUCUAGAAGCCCUCCUUCAAAGAGAAGGUCUUCGAGAUCGCCAUUACCUUUGCGAGCGCGAAGUCGCACGCCGAAACGUAGAUCAAGAAGCAGAAGUUUCUCGAUUAGCAGGUCUAGAUCAUAUUCGCGUAGUCAAUCCCCUAGAUUAUCUUUGUCGCGAGAUAGAGACAGAGAUAGAGAAAGGGAUCGAGACAGAGAUAGAGAACGGGAUAGAGAAAGAGAUAGAGAGCGGGAUCGAGACAGAGAUAGAGAAAGGGACCGAGAUCGGCGUGAUCGAGACCGUGAUCGGGAUAGAGAAGUACUUUCUAGAUAUCGAUCACCGGCUAGAUCACCUCUAAGAUUCCAAAGAGAGAGGGAUCGUGACAGGGAGAGACCAAGAUCACGCGAGCCCAGAGAAGGGUAUAAUAGUUACUACAAUGAUUCACCUGCCCAUGAUUAUCAAUUCAGAGAUCGGGAGCGUGAUUUACCUCCUAGGGACAGGCCGAUACCGAGAUAUCCUAUAAGGAACCAACCGACUCAACAUAAUAUACCACCGCUGUUGCCGCAUCUAGUCACUGGAGGUCACCCACCGCCGCUUAUGUCUUUGGGACCUCCACCUACGGACAGGAAAGACUAUUAUGAUUCCUACAACAGGUAUCCCGGACCAUCUACUCAACGUUUUGGCAGCCCCCUGAGAGAUACUCCUCACAAAAGAUUCGACGACGUUGCUCCUCCUGGUACAGAGGGUUACUAUGACCUAUCACCUCCAGGGGUCGAGCAUUCUGAUAGAUCUUCACGCGAUGAUCGAGACCGACGUCUAAUGAGAGAUCAAGAGGAUCGUGAGCAUUCUCUCAAAGACCAUGAUACUGAAGAAAGAGAUAGAUUGAGGGAGGACAGGGGACGAGAACGCGAUGAUCGUUUGCGUGAAAGGGACGAUAGAGACCGCAGAGUUCUGAAUCGGGAUCGAGAGGAUCGCGAUAGACAAGUAUUGCCCAGAGAUCAUGACGAUAGACCACGUGAAAAGGAUGAACGUGACAGAAGGGAAAAGGAAAAGGAGAGAGACGACAGGCACACGCGUGAUCGUCGCGACGACGACAGACAUGUUGAGAAAAAGGACUAUGAUAAAGAUCGUUACAGGGAUGAAAGAGACCGUCACAGACAAGACGACAAGAAUCGCAACCGUGAGAAGGACAGGCGCGAACGGGAUUACGAGCCCGAGAAGGACAGAGACCGACACGAGCGUUACGAGAGGCGUUCCGUAGAAAGGAAAAAGACCAGGAAGAGUCCGACCCCAUACUCGCAGAAGUCCAGGACAGAUGCCAAAGACUUGUCUCCCGAACGCGUGAAGAAGAAGGAGAAGGAUCACGAGGAGAAGAACGAGGAGAAGAAGAAGGAGAAGAAAAUUAAGGAAAAGAAGAAGAAGAAGGACGACGAGAAAGAGAAGAAAAAGAAAAAGAAGAAGGAGAAGAAGGCGGGACAGAAGGAGGUAACGAAGGAUGAACCGAUUAAAUCGUCUGAGCAGGAGGACUCGAUAGUGGAGAACAGGCAGGAGAUAAUGUCGCCUGAGAAGGUGGACACGAUGAAGCCAAUCAGCGAGGACGAGAAUAUCGAAAGUAGAAUAGAAUGCAUCCCUACGGAAGCUCUGAUCGAGGAGGCAAUGAAAGAGGAAUUCGAAGACAAGUCUCUAGCUAUGAACCCGGAGCCGCCGGAGUUCAACGAAGCCAGUCCGGAGAGGAUCGAUCACACGGAGUUCGGCACAAACCCUCCAAACCCAAAUUUCAAGCCGAUCCCAGAAUUGAAAUCAGAGAUCAAACCCAUCGACAGUCUGUACAGCGGCUUGGACGACACUGAAAUAAACACCGUUAUCACAGAGAAAUAUUCUUUGCUCUCCGAGAACGACGCCGAAGAGAAGAACAUCUUGUUAGAAGACAAAUCACCCAAGAAGGACGAGUUCUUAGCUCCCUUGCCUGAGCUUUCUAAAUGGGAGAGGGACGACACCAUAGAGAAAUCAGACGAAGUAUGCGACUCCUCCAUAGAGAAGAUACAACUGGACGAAUCGAAAUCGACGAAGGUGGUCACGUCGGAGGUACUGAAGCGAGCGGAGAACGCGAUAUUCCAGAAAGCCAUCAACGCCAUCAGACCGAUCGAGAUAAAGAAGAUCAGCGAAAGCAGGAAGGUGUUGUACCAGAAUCCAGAGCCCAAGGUGAUCGAACCCGAGCCCAACAGGGAGCCGAGGAAGAGCGUGAACGUCACCAUAAACGUCGGACGGAACGAGAGGAACGUCGAGAUCACCGAACCCGUGAAGAAGGCUAAAUUGGACAGGACGAAGUUCAAACCAGUCCCAGAAACGUACUCGCCCACGAGACUCUCCGCUAAGGAGAGGUUAGGCGAGAAGGUAGAGGAGAACAAGGAAAGGAAGAUUAGCCCUAUCAAGAGCUUCUUGGAGAGACGCGAGACGAAGAGCGAGACGCAGUCCAGAAGUCGGUCGCCCAGGAGCAGGGACAAGAGGAUUUCUCCUCUUCUGGACAGACGCGUCGACUCGUCGCUGUCAUUGCCGAGCAACGAGCGCAAGGUGUUCCUCGACGACAGGAAACGAGAUGGCAAGGACAACCGAGGAGACCGUUCGAAGGACAGGAACGACUUCAGGAGCGAGCGACACGACAUGAGGUCUGAAAGAGACCCGAGAAUGGACUCCAGGGACUUCAGGUCGAAUAGGAACGAUUCUAAAGGGGACCGGAUGGACAAAGACAGGGAGAAGGAGAGGGACAGGGAGAGAAGAGGGAAAACGCCGACUUGUGCGUUUAAAAGAAACGAGAUUCCUAAGGUGGGUCUCCUAAAGAGCAAGGAGGACGAGGAUGACAGGAGGAGAGACAAGAAGUCGAAGGAGGACAAAAAGAGGAAGAAAGAGCAUCGGAGCAGGAGCAAGUCCAAGGAACACAAGAAACGAAAGGAGAAGAAGCACAAGAAGGACAAGGAGAAGAAUUUGGAGAAGAAACAGAAACAUAAAGACAGCCUUGUUAUGAAGGAUAAACCGGAGGCUAAUGAGACGAAGAUCAGUUAUGAGAAUCCUGAGCCGCCUAUCGCUGAGACCGUGAAGAAGCAGCGGAAAAACCCGAGACUCGUUUCUGACCGUAAGCGUAGCAUACUUGACGAAGCGAGCUUCGAACCAGACUAUAGUGCUUCGGAUUCUGAAUCCGACGGAGAGGAUGGUAAAAUGAUGCCAUUGCCUCCUAAGAAAUUGAAACUCGAUGAACCUGAUAUGGAUAAAGAGAUGGAUCUGAAGGCACUUAAGAAGAGAUCAAAGUCCACCAGUAGCGAAGACUCAUCCAGUAGUUCGGACACUUCUAGUACAGACUCGGACAGCUCGGAUGAGUCACACAAGAAGAAGAAGAAGAAACACAAAAAGCACAAGAAAAAGAAGUCCGUUAAAAGGGACAGUAGCUCGGAUUCAGAUUCUUAUUCGGAUUCGUCCGACUCGAGUAGCGACGAGGAAAAACACAAAAAGAAAUCAAAGAAAUCAAAGAGUAGAAAUAAACAAGCGAAGAAGAAAAAAAAGUCGAAGCACAAAUGAUAUCGCUAGAUAUCCUUGACUAUUUUAAAGUUGAAUUCUGACAAGAACUUUUCUUUGUGAACGCUUUUUAAUAAUAAGAUUCUAAUCUACCAGAAUUAUUUAGAAUUCCUAUGCACCGAAACAAGAUGGAUUAUCCCGAUGCAAAACAAAAGUAGAAAGUUAUUCCUCUAUUUAUAAUGCUAUAACGGUGUUCAAAGUUCAUUUUGAAACAGUCAUUAUCGAUUUAUUACCUACUUACGAAUAGAGUUAAUACCUUUUUGGGAAUGAAACAUUUAACGAAGUAACGAAUGAAUAAGCGAAAUAUGACAUUUGAUUUUGUUAUAUUUAAUUUUCGAAGUGUUGUUAAGGCCUUUACAUGUAACUGUUCACGAUUUCACUUUCAAGAAUAAAAAUGAUGUAAGUAAAUUCAUUACAGGAAGUGAUGUAUAUUAAUAGCAUUCAGUAGAUAAUGGUUAUCACUAAGGAAUCCGGUACAAUACUUUAGAAAGUAACAGCAGUUAUAUUUAAGAUCUCCAAUAUCUCAUCAUUAUAUUGUACUUUCGUAAUGUACUGUCAAUAUGUAAAAGAUGUCGAAAUAAAAAGACGAAAUUCUUUUAAUUUAUCUUUAUUCUUGUUGAAUAAAAUAUCGUGCGCGUGCGAAAUAUGAAAAUUUCAUUGUUUCCAAAAUCAUUGUUGAUCGUGUCAAAUUCUAUUAAAUUCGAUUCAAACUUCUUUAAGACGUUAAUCUUGUUUAUUUCAUUGGAAAAAUAAUUUAAUAUAUUCAAGUGCUUCUUAUGUUUUUUAUUGUUUCCAAGAUACUGCAAAGUAGUGGUAAUUCUCUACCAUUAUCGUCUUCUGUUACUCUUAAACUUUGGGUGAUUAAAAAUCUAUCCGGUGGCUGCUUUGGUAAAUUACAUUCUGAAAUAUAUUGUUUCUUCAAGCGUCUUUAUAAAUAUUCAUUUAUAAUGUAUAUUAUGUGUAGAAUACAUGCUUUAAUACCUGAUAUGAAAACAGUAGAACUAUAUUUGUACCCCAUCCAAUCUAGGUAGUUACGAAUAAGUUCAUUCAGAAGUGUAAUAUCUUGCGGUGGUAUUGGUAAUUUCUGUUUGUUCCCACUGUUCGAAUUGUCUAAUAUUUGUAUGAUUUUUGUGUG